AUGGCCAACACCCAGACAUUAAGGGAGCUGGCUACCCCAGACCUGACUCAUCAGCCCUUGUGCAUCACGUUCCCAACUCUGGCUGAAAAUACCUCUUUCGAGCUGAAAUCGGGGUUGAUUCAGCUCCUGCCUUCGUUCCAUGGUCUCUCUGGCGAAGAACCCCACAAACAUGUCAAGGAAUUCGAAAUAGUUUGCUCUAGCAUGAAGCCUCCUGGGGUCACUGAGGAGCAAAUAAGACUGAGAGCCUUCCCCUUCUCUCUCAAGGAUGCAGCGAAGGAUUGUUUGAGGAAGGAGAUUUGCAGCAUCAAGCAGUACUCCGGGGAGUCAUUGUACGAUUUUUGGGAAAGGUUCAACAAGUUGUGCGCUAGAUGCCCACAGCAUCAGAUUAGUGAACAACUGUUGAUCCAGUACUUCUAUGAGGGACUCCAGUCAACUGACAGGAGUAUUAUUGACGCUGCGAGUGGAGGAGCCCUGGCGAACAAGACACCGAGGGAAGCAUGGGACCUUAUUGAAGCCAUGGCAGAAAACUCUCAGCAGUUCGGCUUCCGUGAGAGCAAUCCUACCCGUAGAAUCAAUGAGGCAGAGACGUCAUCCAUCCAGCAGCAACUGUCAGAGUUGACGUCUGCUGUCAGGCAAUUGGCCAUGAGAGACACACCGCGAGCGAAGGUGUGUGGAAUCUGUACUAGCAUGGACCACUGCACGGAUUCGUGCCCCAUUCUGCAAGAGGACGGGGCGGAACAGGUAAAUAUGGCCGGAGGCGUGCCCGCGCCCCGCAGGCAGUAUGACCCGUAUUCCAACACAUACAACUCCGGUUGGAGAGACCAUCCCAAUCUAAGUUAUGGGAACAGGCAACAAGGUUCAUUCCCGAAUCGUCCACCAGGAUUCCACCAGCCUUGGCAACCAAAAUCUCAACCCUCAUCCUCCAAUUCAGGAAGCUCCUUGGAAGACCUAGUCAAAAGCCUGGCCACAACUACUACUCAGCUUCAUCAGGAGAUCAAAGCGGACAAGAAGGACCAAGAAGCUCGGAUAAGCCAACUGGCAACCGCUAUUAACCGUUUGGAGUCCCACGUUUAUGGGAAACUGCCAUCGCAGCCCGAGGUGAAUCCCAAGAAUGUAAGUGCUAUGACGCUGAGGAGUGGCAAGGAGCUGGAAGGGUUGGAAAAGACAAAGAGGGCAGAAAGGGAAAAGGAAAUCCUGGAUGUGUUCCGCAAAGUUCAAGUAAACAUCCCCCUAUUGGACGUGAUCAAGCAGGUACCCAAAUACGCAAAGUUCUUAAAAGACUUGUGCGUUAACAAAAGAAAGCUAAGGGGUGAUGAGAGAGUGAUUGUAGGAGAGAAUGUAUCAGCUGUACUUCAAAGGAAACUUCCACCCAAAUGCGGGGAUCCAGGACCAUUAAAAGAAACGGGGAUAAUAAUUCAAUUGACUGAUCGUACAUGUGCUUAUCCGGAUGGGAUAAUUGAGGAUGUUUUAGUGCAAUCUGUGUUUGCUAUCUAUGCCACUAAUCCCUCUGUGCAAGAAUUUUCUAAGUUUGCUUGUAGGGGUAAAUUCAAGGUUGCUGCGAACAAGUCCUAUGGGAUGAAAGCAAUUCAUGAGGUGAAAAUGGAGAGAAAAUUUAGGGAAAAGGUUGCACUCAAUGGCCACGUGGAUCCCGGAGGAAGGAAAUUAGUAGUUAAGCGUGCCCACGCCAGGUUGUCACGCCUGAGGGGAAGGCAUUUUCGUUCAGGUUCUGCGGACUCCAUAGCAGUUAGACGUGCCCACGCCAAGUGGUCACGCCGGAGGAAAGAAACUUUCGUUCAGAUCUGCGGACUCUAUGGCAUUAGGCGUGCCCACGCCUAG
Molecule: messenger RNA, 1836 nt
Organism: Coffea eugenioides
Lineage: Eukaryota; Viridiplantae; Streptophyta; Magnoliopsida; Gentianales; Rubiaceae
Exons: 6
Coding region: 1-1836 (611 amino acids)
Source: RefSeq, a predicted model, not a curated record